Phyllostomus hastatus (greater spear-nosed bat) is the source of this 3619-nucleotide messenger RNA. Its product is annotated as zinc finger protein OZF-like. The record is from RefSeq and is a predicted model, not a curated record. NCBI's taxonomy places the organism in Eukaryota, Metazoa, Chordata, Mammalia, Chiroptera, Phyllostomidae. Gene Ontology annotation, biological process: negative regulation of transcription by RNA polymerase II. Gene Ontology annotation, molecular function: DNA-binding transcription repressor activity, RNA polymerase II-specific; RNA polymerase II cis-regulatory region sequence-specific DNA binding. The transcript is spliced from 4 exons. The coding region runs from base 482 to 2218 and encodes 578 amino acids.
ACUGUGGGAAGGCCUUCAGAAAAUAUGGACACCACAGGACACACAGCCAGAAAAAGCCAUAUAAGUGCUGGAAGUAAUGGCAAGGCCUUCAGGAAAAAAAGGUGCCUCAUCCACCAUGAGAAGACACACACUGCAGAGAAGCUGCACUCGUGUGGGGACUGGCAAAGACUUCAUCCACUAAUGUAGUCUCAAUGUGCAUCAGAUGAUGCAUAUUAGGGAAAAGCCUUAUGUGUGUGGUGACUGGAAAAGCAUUCAGCUUGAAAUCUAGCCUGCUUGUGCAUAAAAGGCCACACAGAGGGUAGACACCAUAGGUGUGUGGGGACUGCGGCUGGUCCUUCAGAGUGAACAAGAACCUUGUUGAGCAUCAGAGGAUGCACAAUUGGCAGAUGCCGUAUGUGGGCAAGGACUCCAGUCAGGCCUUCAGAGAGAAUAGGUGCUUCAUCGAGCAUCACAAGAUGCAUACCUGGUAGGAGGUAUACAUAUGCAGGGAUUGUGGCAAGGUCUUCAGCAGAACAGGAACCUCACUGAGCAUCAAAGAAUGCAGAUUUCAUCUCUGGCUGCCUGCCAUGUCCAGGUCACCCUAGGCACUGGAAGGAUGGUCACCCAUGUGCCAACCAAGGAGUCCCUGGGGUCAGUGGCAUUCAGGGAUGUGAUUGUGGACUUCACCCAGGAGGAGUGGCAGCAGCUGAAGCCUGCACAGAAGGACCUGUACAGGGAUGUGAUGAUGGAGACCUACUGGAACCUGGUCUCGCUGGACUUGGAGACUGAAGGGGACGUGAAUGAACCUGACCCACAGAAGGACUCUUGGGAAGACAGAACAUCCAUUGUGGUGGUGGAAGGACUUAUGAGGAAUGGAGCCCAGGAUUAUGCCUGUGGAAAAGCAGGGAUACAGGGAGACAGGGUGGGGCAUCUACAGAGGAGCACAGGGAUCUGUAUGGAGCAUUUGGACAUGUCCCAAGUGUUAGCCACUGAAUGUUGUGCAUUUAAAGCAUUCAUCCACCAGAGCCCCAUGUCAGCCUCACCAAGAGGAGUGGGGAUGCACCCAUUCACCAUAUGUGGGAAGAACUCAGGUACUUCCAGCCUCAGUCCUCCCUCCCAACUUUGUGCAGAGAAGACAUACAAGUGCGGACACUGUGACAAGGGUUUCAGCUAUAGUUCAUCCCUGGGGAAACACCAACAAAUCCACACUGGGGAGAAGCCAUAUAUGUGUGGGGUGUGCAGCAAGUCCUUUAGCCAGGAGGAUAACCUCAUCCUACACCAGAGGACGCACACCAGGGAGAAGCCAUAUGUGUGCAGGGAGUGCGGCAAGGCAUUCAGAUGGAAUAGUCACUUCAUCAAGCAUCUGAGCAUGCACUCCGGGGAGAUGCAGUACAUGUGUGGGGAUUGUGGCAAGGCCUUCAGGAAGAGAAAGUACCUUGUCCAGCAUGAGAGGACACACACUGGGGAGAAGCCAUAUGUGUGUGUGGACUGUGGGAAAGCAUUCAGUAAGAAAUCAAGCCUCAAUUUGCAUCAGCAGAUGCACACCGGGGAGAAGCCAUAUUCAUGUGGGGAUUGUGGUAAGGCCUUCACACAGAAAUCAAACCUAUGUGUGCAUCAAAGGACACACACUGGGGAGAAGCCUUAUGUGUGCAGGGUCUGUGGUAAGGCCUUCAGAGAGAAUAGGCACCUCAUCGAGCAUCAGAGGUUGCACACUGGAGAGAAGCCAUACGUGUGCGGGGACUGCGGCAAAGUCUUCAGCAGGAAAUCGACUCAGUAUGCCCAUCAAAGGACACACACCAGAGAGAAGCCAUAUGUGUGUGAGGAUUGUGGCAAGGGCUUCAGGAAGAAAAAGUACCUCCUACUGCAUGAGGGUACACACACUGGGAAGAAGCCAUAUGUGUGCGGGGACUGUGGCAAGGCUUUCACUGCGAAUGGCAGCCUCAUGGUGCAUCAGAGGAUGCACACUGGGGAGAAGCCUUACACGUGCAGUGACUGCGACAAGGCCUUCAGUCGGAGAAGGUACCUCAUCCUGCAUGAGAUGACACACACUGGGCAGAAGCCAUACUCCUGUGGGGACUGCAGCAAAGCCUUCAGCCAGAAAUGGAGCCUCUAUGUGCAUCAGAGGACACACAGUGGGGAGAAGCCGUACACGUGCGGUGUCUGCAGCAAGGCCUUCAGCCAAAAAUCGAACCUGAUUGUGCAUCAAAGGACGCAUAGCAAGGAGAAGACAUGCAUGUGAGAGGAGUGCGACAAGGCAGUUCACAAGAACUCUUUUCAGGCAGCACAAGCACCAGCCCCAGGUAGUAGCGCUGCCAGUGCUCCAUCUGAGAGAAGGACUUCAAUACACACUCAUCCCUGCAGAAUAUCCUGCCCAGUCCCCCUGUGGAGAAGUUUUUAAGUGCAGCCAGUGCAGGAAAGCCUUCAUCAGGAACUUCCCCUGCACCACCCCCCCAAUCCACAGGAGGAUCGUGUGGAAGACAAGCCCUACCAGGGUGGCAAGUGCAGGAAAACGUUCAGCAGGAAUUUCUACCUCACGUGACACAUAGCAGGGAAUUGGGGGAUCUUAGAAUCCAUACCUGACUGGUAGGUCCUGAGCCCAUGGGCCAGCACCAGACUUGAUAUUGGAGCCCACGGGUGGGAUGCAAGAGAAAUCCUGACCAGACUUGUCUUAGGAAUAUGGGUGGUGAGGACAGGCCACGGAAUUCUCAACAUUUGCUUCCCCAGCAGCUGCAGGACCUGGUGCAAAGCAAGCCUCCCUACAGGUACAGUAUCUGGGAGGGUGGCUAGUGGCACUGUGUCUCUGGUCUUCAUCUCCUGUAGAGUAAAACAGAGGUGAGGAAAGAGAAAGGAAGGCGUGGGAGUGGGUCCAUGGGGGCAUUGUUACUUUGUGACAAGUGCCUGGAUCUUGUCUAGAGGUCAGGUUGUCACAUCUGUGCCUGUCCUCAUUUACCCCACACCCAGCCCCCAGGUUCCCUGCAACAGCAGAAGGUGCCAAGUUUUGUAUGAGGGGAAGAAACAUUUUUCUUGGCAUCUGAAUUAAUAAUAAUUGCAUCAGAAGGCAUAGUUUCUCUUAAGGGUCUGUUAAUUUUUUUUUAAAUAGAAGUUUACAUUAAAGGAGACCAAUGUCAUUUUAAACAAUCAUAAGGUGCAAUAGGUACAUGUACAAGUUAUCCUACCAAAAUAAGUGUGAACGCUUAGGGGGAGGGGAUCCAAAUACCCGCCAGGAGCCCCAGGAACCCAGGAACCCAGCAAGCCUGCCCAAGGUAUGAAGCCAUCUGCCCCUCCCAGCCUGGCAUUCUUGGCUUGGGAAUGGUCAGACCAGGUGGCAGGGCCCAGACCUUCAGUAGCAGAGAUGGGGAAAGUGGCUGUUCUGCUGAAACCCACCCUUUUAGUCCCCUCCCUGCAGGGCUAUUUGUUACAGGAGAAAAAUCCUCUCUCACAUGACAGAUUGUCCUGACCACCCCCCCCCCCCUUCCCUGCCCCGCGCAACCAGAAUUCCUGUGAAAAUAAAGUGCCUUCAGUCAGGCAGGGGCAUUAUCUUGUCUGUGCCUCACCCACAGCCUAGGUCAUGGUGUACUUAAUAUCUCAUUAUUGAUGUUGAUAGCGACCUAUUACCAAUAAUAAAUAGCAAACAAUAUAA